This is a messenger RNA of Melanotaenia boesemani (Boeseman's rainbowfish), 1754 nucleotides long. RefSeq names its product fibroleukin. The record is from RefSeq and is a predicted model, not a curated record. The transcript is spliced from 6 exons. Bases 313 to 1584 code for a protein of 423 amino acids. Lineage: Eukaryota; Metazoa; Chordata; Actinopteri; Atheriniformes; Melanotaeniidae.
CAUUUAUCUAGGAAUCUGAGCCAAAGCGACCUCACUAACACAGAGCAAGCAGGACAAAGAGGAGGACAAGAAGCAAGAUGAACUGAGACAAUAAGAAGAAAGAAAAAGGGAAACAGAGGAUAAUAUGGACAAGGUCAAAGAUAGAAAGAUUUGAACAAAAGAGGAGAAACCAGCAGACACUUUUCACCUGAAGAGGCCAUUCUUGGACAUAACGAAAAGUUAAGAGUAAGUUUGCAGGGAAUCAUCAACAAAAAGAAAUUACAGCAUUGAGGUUGGAUCAACAUUCAGGAGGUUGAAACAAAGUAUUUUCCCAUGAUUCAUUUCAGCUCUCUCAGCAUGCUUCCUCUGUUGUCAGUGUAUGUGGGAGUGCUGCUGUUUUCAGACGCAUCUCCAGCCUGCUUACAUCCACCCUGCAGGGACAGUUUAGUGGCUGCACCUAUUCCUCCAGGGACAGGAGCAGGAGUGAGUACCACAGCCUGCGAGGGUCAAACUGGAACAAGCUCAUGUAGUCGGGGGAUUUCACUCCCAGCCAUCUCAGAUGUUCCUCGGAAGGUGGAGCACAUACAUGAUUUCCUACAGGUUCAGUACAAGACUGGAGGGAUCAAAGAGCGCCUGGUUCGGCUGCAGCGCUGCAUGCGUUCUCUCCAGGAAUCAGGCAGCUCUUGGAGUCAUGGGAGCCAGGAAAACAACUCUCUAGGGGCCAUCCUGGCUUUAAUGGCAGCUGUGCUGACAGAGUGUGACCUCCACUGUCAUAGCCAGACCCUUGGAGUGAUGGCCAAACGACUGGAGAGUGCUGCAGUGGGCAGAGAGGGCGAAAAAGACUUGCUGCUUUUCCUCAAGAGCAUCACACAAUAUCCACCCACAGUUGCCCCCAUGGAGAGGUUACAUCCUGAGGAUUGUGCAGAGAUUUACAGGCUUGGGAUCAAAGAGAAUGGAAUCUACACCAUCCAGCCUGAUCUCCAUGGGCCGAUGCUGGAGGCUAAAUGUGACAUGGAGACGGAGGGAGGAGGGUGGACAGUGUUUCAGAAUCGGCAGGAUGGCUCAGUGGACUUCAACAGGACAUGGCAGGAAUACAAGGAUGGCUUUGGCAGUCUGCAGGGAGAGCACUGGCUUGGUAAUGCAGCGUUGCAUGCCCUCACUUCAACUGGCCAACACCAACUCCGUGUUGAGCUGGAGGACUGGCACCAACAAAAACGCCAGGCAACCUACAACAACUUCAAAGUGGCCUCAGAGUCACAGAGGUAUCGCCUGACAGCCCGGGAGUACUCUGGUGAUGCAGGCAAUGCACUGAGCUACAGUAAGCGUUACAACCAUGAUGGCAGGUCCUUUAGCACUGCAGACCGAGACCAUGACCGUUACACUUCUGGGAACUGUGGUCAGUAUUAUGGUGCAGGCUGGUGGUUUGAUGCUUGCCUGGCAGCUAACCUGAAUGGACGCUAUUAUCGUGGACGCUACAGUGGGGUGACCAAUGGUGUCUACUGGGGUACAUGGUACAUCCUGACAGAUGGUCGGACUGGAGAACGCUACUCCUUCAAGAGGGUGGAGAUGAAGACAAGACCCAAGAACUUUCUUGGAGCAACUUGAGGAUAACAAGGACGGUUCACAGUGCUAUAUUUACUGCUAUGUAGAUUUCUGUAAUACACCAAGUGAAAACCAUGUUUUGGGUUGGGUUAGACGUUUAAGUUUCUAUCUAAAAAACUUUUAUUUAGGUCAGCUUUUUUGUUUCACUUAUCAGUUACAUACAGAUGGCAGCU